AUGCCACCAGCAAAAAAAAAUUGCAGGAAACAGAAUAACGGACAUAUCCAACAUUUUGAGGUAGCACAUCCAAGGUAUUCUAGAGGGAUUAGAGGUUACCAAAUGAAGGGCGCGAAGGAGAUCCAGAGUCCGCCUGAGCCCGGAAUAAGAGACCUCAGGCAAGCCCUCGCCGCGAGCCCGAGAAGAGAGACCCCAAGGAAAGAAUCUCCCAAGAGCCGCAGACAGGAGAGCCCAGAGUCGCCCGGAGGCCCCUGGGGAAGAGACCCAGGAAUCGCCGAGCCCGUAGAAGGAAGACCCAGGGAAUAUGUCUCCACAAAGAGCACCGAAGGAGACGACGCGAAGGUCGCCCGAGCGCCGAGAGAUAGGAGAACCCGGAAUCCGCCUCGAGAGGAGCCCCGAGACGAAGACGCCAGGCAAGUCGCGCGAGAAGAGCUCCAGAGCAAUGAGAGACCAGAGAGUUUCAUCGGCCCCAGAGAGCCACGAGCACGCGAGAGGCCCAGAGUCGAGCCCAAGAGCGAACGCGGAGAACCCAAGGAGUCCACCAAGCAGCCCGAGAACCAGAUAGACCCGAAAGGACGCCCCAUGGCGAGACCGAGCGAGGAUGAGAACACGCAGAGAGUGCACCCGCAGGGCCUGAGAAGGGUUAAUGGUUAA
Messenger RNA from Penaeus vannamei (Pacific white shrimp), 654 nucleotides. Lineage: Eukaryota; Metazoa; Arthropoda; Malacostraca; Decapoda; Penaeidae. The record is from RefSeq and is a predicted model, not a curated record.